UGUGUUGGAGUCAAAUAUGUAUAUUUAAUUUUCCUUGGUCAUUUGUAAGUCUUUAAUUUGGCCAUGGCUGUGUUAUUGUAUGUUUUAGUAUAUCGCCAUAUAGACUAUGGUGACAGUCUACUGGUACAAAUAAAUAGUAAUUUAUCCUUAUCUAAUUUCAUACCUGUCCCACCUUUUGGCAAUAUGAUACCCUUAACCGCUUGCCUACACACCUAUUGGAAACUCCCCAGAAAUCUAGACUUAACUAUGAUAUGCUAGUGGAUAUACAUGUGCAGAAAGUGGCAGAUAGCCUACAGUGCAACACAAAACAACAAAUAUCUCCAAUCAAAAGAGGAAUGACAAUAAAAACAAAAGCAACUAUAUUGGAGCCACUAUAUAAUUUAUUUUAAGCUUCAGAGCAAGGAGAAUAUAAUAAUCCAGCAAAAUCACAAUCCUAAUAGUCCUUAAAGCUCUAAGCUUUUUCAAGAAAUUUAAAAUAUAAAUAACGGCAGGGAUAAUAGCCCACUCCAAACCUAACCCAAAUCUUAAAAAAUGGCAUUGUCUUGUUAAUGAACACAGACUUAGUUACUCUUAGGUAAUAGAGUCAGGAGUCUAUAGAGUUCUAUAUAGAUGCUAAAUACACUUUAGUCAAAACUCAUUUGAUGGAAGUAAUGAGCGAAGGCACCAUACAAACAGAAGUAAAAUGUCGGUAAAGCAAAUUUUCUGAAACUAAAACUAUUCAUUAGUUCAUUACACAUGAAAGUUGAGCCUGCAAAUUGAGUCAAAUCCCAGAAUUGUAAUUUAAAGCAUGUAGUUAUCAAAAUUGUAUCAUGAAAAGUACAAAGUUAACAAACGUGGGAGGGAUGCUCCAAUGAACCAAAGCCUUAUUGGGAUCAAGGCACAAAAACUAAAUUUGAUAUAAAAAAUUAAAAUUUAAAUAUUGAUGAUGUUUGCCAGGUGAUAUUCACUUCUAACCUUGCAUUGAGGCUUCUUCACGACACUUCUUGCAAACAUUAACAGUUAGUGAAACGCCUCCUACUUUUAGUCUUCCAUGAGACAACCAAUGAGUAAGCUCCACACGUCCAUGAUCUGGUUAGAGAUGUGACCCAUGCAUAGAAUCAGACAAAACAAGGUUGAUGGUAAGCCAGUUAUGCUUAUGUAAAGACCAGGCAGGCAGGUUAGUAUGCAUGCUAUGCCAGCUCACACUCAUUGCAUGGAAAAAGUGUCAAGGGGAAGGGGAAGUAGUGAAGGAAUUAAGGGAGCAAAGUAAAAACAGACAAAUUUGCAGCAAUCAUUCUGAUCUCCGGCUCAACCAGUUCUUAAACUGUCUCUACAAUCACAAUUAUAAUGAUUAGUAUAAAUCCCUACUCUCAGUGUUCAGCAAUGAUUGGCUUCUGAAGGAGUAAUUCAAGUCCAACUAGCCAAAGAGUAUAAAAAGUAUAAAAAGUUUUUUUACCAUCCAGCUGACGAUAAUGAAGUAUCGAAGACAAGAAUUAAAGAUUAAAUUCUUAGCAGGAACAGCACUGGUCAGAGGGUGCUUGCAAGCAUUCAAACAGCAUCACUGACUUGUCGAAUUCAGACAAGAUGGGAGCUUUGAUCCGUGUCUGCUGAUGUGACCGAAAUAACUAAAGAACCAAAAGUACUCUGAUGUUUCCAGCAGUCAGAAACCGACCCUAUGGGGGGGAGACGUCUCAUCAUCAAUGUACAGCCAGCCAAUAUACUCAUCAUUCAUUCAUCUCAUCAUCAUAACAGCCAGCUCAUCUUUCAGCCAUUUCAUCAUCGUACAGCCAUCUCAUCAUCGUACAGCAUUAUCAUUGUACAGCAUUAUCAGCAUCAGCCAGCCAAAUCAUCGUACAGCCAUUUCAUCAUCGUACAGCCAUCUGGGUCACCAGCAGGAGAUGGUUAGGGGGUGGAUUCUCUGUCCGUGGUCCAAUGAGUGGGUUGUUGUUUUCUAAAAUUUCUUUCUAUAAUAACUGGCCUACAAGUAGACAAUUGGAAAGUACUUUUGCAGUUUAGAGAGUCCUUAGAAUUUUUCAGUACAUUUUGUGUCAUAGAUUUCUUGGAACAUCAGCACAAUGCCCCUCUUUUUUCUCAGGGAGAUCAGACAGUCAGUAGUACAGGGAGGUCACGUGGGAGGGGUUCCAAAGAAGGAUAUAGAAUCACAAAAAUUAAUCAUCAAUUAUGUACACACACACAGGACAAAUGUUUCUGAAAGUACGAUGUUAUCCUCGCAAAGUUUUAAGAUCACCAAUCCCUCAUUUAACACGUCUUCAAAUUGCACGAAUUCAUUCAGCGGGAUAUCAGUCUUGAAUAGCCACAGGCAAAAAGAAAGUCGGGCAUGACGCCACAAAGUUUGCCUCAACUUGGUAAACAACAGAUGUACGAGGGGGGAAGAGAUGCGCACAUAAGACUGACUACACUAUUAGCUGUUGUACAAACAUCAGCUAUGGCAAGUUCAGUUGCAGCUAUUGGUUGUUAAGGACCAAAUGAUUUUACGUCCGCGCGUAUGCCGCCGGGCCGUACCGUUGUUGCCCGGCCUCAGAUCGGGCCGUGAUGAACUUCAGUCUAGCCAGUGGCUGGGAACUCAGGAGCGUAAUGCAUCAUGUUCAAGUAUUGGAGACAAAACUAGAAGUAUUAUGGCGUGCAGAAUGUCAUGAAGGCUACAGUUAUGUCGGUCGCACUUUAGUUUUAAGCAUGUUAACUGUGCGCACAAUUGUACGUAUCGUAAAUAAGAACUCUAUCAAACGUUUAUAUACGUCUGAUGCUGUUGGUUGUACUAGCGGGAAUAUAUUUGACAUUAGAUACUGGAACAGAAAUGAAUAGAUAUUUCACAUGGAAACGAUUGUUAAAUGGAUGGUGUAAUGAAAAAAAAUCACGGGCUUACAGGAUUGGUGUGAACCAAGCGGUGGUACGCAAAUAAGCACAUUAAUUUUGAAGUACGUAACCACCUAUCUUCCGUUACACGGUGUCAUAUUUGUCUUACAAAGUAUUCGAUGGUAGGCUUAUAAAGAUUUAUUGUUGAGUGUUAUUGUAUGCAUAUAUUACGUAAAGAAUAUUUUCCUACACAUUAAGUAAAUUAGCCUGGCUAUUUAUGGAGACAAAUGCUUCAGAAUACGUGAUUUUGAAUAACACAAACAUUUUAGGAAUGCAUUAGUCGUGCUAAGUGAGAGAGUACUCAGGGUUCGUACGGUCCUUAGAAGUCCUUAAAAAGUCCUUAUUUUUGAAUACUGUUUUUAAGGGCCCUUAAAAGUGCUUACUUUUUUACGUUUGUCGUGUUGACUUUAGAAGUUACUUUUUCCUUUGUUACGCAUUGGAUGUUACGUAACGGUAGUACGACUAUGUUUUUAUGGUACAAAUAUUGGGCCGAAUAGCUUAGUAAAUGUCGUACGAUGUACCAGAAUACUUUUGUUAGUGCACAAAAUAUACCGGAAUUAUCGGUUUACCGGCUUAUAGUGCUCAUAACUACUGAACAGAGCGCGCUGUAGUAGCUGUGUUAGUGUUUUGGCGCGUAAAUGCAGAAGUUUCGUUGUUUUGACUUGGUGUGAUUGUUUUUUCUUGUGAGAAAGGUUAUCUGCUAGUGAAUUUAUCUUGACCGUGAUGCCGGGGAAGUGUGUCUUUAACAUACUUUGGCUCGAAAAAGAGCAGUACAAAAAGUGGCUUUCCCGUGACCCAGACAAGCACAAGGCAAGAUGCCGAUUGUGCUGUAAAGUUUUCGAUAUAGGGAAUAUGGGCGAAUCGGCUUUGAAAGCACACAUGGCAGGGUCGAAGCACUCUUCAUUAGUUGAAGAGAAAACCAAGACCGUUGCGAUAAAAGAGUUUUUCAGUCCCAUGAACUUACCUAAUCAAACUUCUUCAACCUCAAAUGCUGCAGGUGUAUGCAAGCCAGCUACAGAAGCAAGUGGUAGUUUGAAUUUGUUUACCACUGGGAAAGACGUUCUGGAUGCAGAAAUUUUGUGGACUUUAAAGUGUAUUUGUAAUAACUAUUCGUACAAGUCUUGUGAGGAUUCAUCUCAACUUUUUGCUAGAAUGUUUCCAGACAGUUUAGUCGCACGACAGUUCUCUUGCGGUGAAAAGAAAGUGGCAUAUUUGUGUCAUUUUGGUUUGGCUCCCCAUUUCCAGACACUUUUAUUCAAAUCUUUUCAGGACACUAGUCACUAUGUCUUGCUGUUUGACGAAACACUGAAUAAAAGCACCCAGCAAAAACAAAUGGACAUCCAUAUUAGAUUCUGGCAUACUGACAAUUCAGUGAGAACACGUUAUGUUACUUCAGCUUUCAUUGGUCAUGCCACAGCUGAUGAUUUACUGAAGGCGUUUUACAAAUGUACAGAGAAGCUUGAUUUAUCAAAAUUGAUUCAGGUAUCAAUGGAUGGACCAUCAGUUAAUUGGAAGUUUUUCAAACUGUUGCAGGAAAACAUGAGAAAAGAGUUUAAUUUUGAGUGCAUUGAUGUUGGUUCUUGUGGGCUUCACACUUUGAAUAAUUCAUUCAAAAAGGGCGAAUCUGCAACAGAGUGGGGUAUUUCAUCUGUUCUGACAUCUCUUUACUCUUUGUUCAAAGAUGCCCCAGCACGAAGGGAUGACUUUGAAAAAUUAUCCACAACACAUAAAAUGCCAGUCAAAUUUUGCAGCUGCCGCUGGUUGGAAAAUGUUCCAUCAGCUGAACGGGCAUUAGAAGUUUGGAAUGAUGUAACAGAGUAUGUGGGAAAAGUUGAAAAAGGUGUACUUUCAAAAGUGACAUGCAAGUCCUUCGGUGUUGUCGCUGGAGCAACACAAGAUAACCUGAUGACUGUGAAGCUCAAUUUUUUGCUCUCCGUGGCAAAAGUUCUAAAGCCAUUUUUGGAAAAAUACCAGAGUGACAAACCAUUGUUACCCUUCUUCGCACAGGAUGUUCUUCAACUUGUAAAAAAGUGUGUUCAACUGUACAAAGUCUUGAAACCUGCUCAUUUUGAUCGUAUUUCUAGUGUUGAAAAAUUGAGCAAGUUUGAUUUUUCAAGCAAAAGUUUCCAUGCUUCAGCAAGUGAUGUUAGUGUAGGGUUUGUUGGAGAUAAACUUCUGAAAGAGAAACUCUUUAAACAACAGGUAACUGAAAAGCAAGUAGUGGUUCUAAAGUAUGAGUGCCAAAAGUUUGUUUUGACUAUAUUGGAGAGUUUGAUGGCUAAGUGUCCUGUAAAUUAUUCACUUGUGAGGAAUGCAGCCUGUAUUGAUCCAUCGCAAAUGGCAAGAGAUUCUGCUAGCUGUAGUCGUAAAAUGAAGUGUGUUCUUACAUAUUUUGUACAAAAGAAAGCGAUUGCAGCAGAGGAUUGUGAUGAUAUUUUAAUACAGUUCAAUGACUUCCUAGAGAAUGUUGUUGGACCAUCAUCAUCAGAGUUCCUGAACUAUGAUAGGAAUGAAGGUCUUGACAGCUUGCUUAGUGGCUAUUUUUUAAGAACAGCAUAUGGAAAGGUAUGGAAUGUCAUUAAAAUGUUGCUAAUUCUCUCACAUGGACAAGCAUCAGUGGAAAGAGGUUUUUCCAUCAACAAAGCCUUAGAAGUUGAAAAUCUGAAGGAAUCGUCUUAUGUAGCCCGCCGCACUGUACAUGACUACAUCACUUACUGUGGUACCAUACAUGACAUACCUAUUACCAAAGAAUUGAGGGCGUCUGCAUCAUCUGCCCGAAUGAAAUAUAUGCAGCAUUUGGAGGAGGAACGUGCCAAGAAAAUUGCUGCCAGUGCACAGGAGAAGAGAAAGGAAAUGUUUGAUGAAAUUGAAGUUUUGAAAAAGAGGAGGGUUCUUUUGGAGAAGGAAAUUGACACAUCUGAAACAUCAGUUAAUAAUCUUUCACAAAAAGCAGAAACUUCCAGAAAUAUGAACUGUUUAUCAAGUGCAAUGCUGUUAGGAAAGAAAUCUCUGUAAAGAAGCAGGAGCUGAGUGAUCUCAAAACUAAAAUUAGUGACUUGCAAAAUCUGACUAAAUAGACAUGGUUUCAAACUAAUUUCAUAUAAAGUACUUGACUAUUGAUUCACACUAGUGCCGUCUUAUCAUGGAGCUAUGAACACUUUAGUGAAAACUGUUAAAUGUGUAAAUGUUGUAUUAUAAUUUUUUUACUAUCAAGUCGAUCAACACAUAAGAAAGUUUGUGUUCGCAAAAUAUUUUUAAAUUGGUAAGUUCAAGGCGUUUGUUUAGGCCUAUUUUAAACUGCAUGACUAUGUAUAAUUAGUACUUACACCACUUGAUUUCUUUGUUAUAUUAAUACAUUUUUUGCCAACGUGCAGAAUAUUCUUGUUUUAAAACUUGUAGAUCAAUGCUAAAAGGUCCUUAAAAAAACUAUAAUCAAGUCCUUAAAAGUCCUUAUUUUUUAAUGACCUAAGAGAGUACGAACCAUGGACUACUGAGUGGUGUACUGUAUUAAGUACUUUGUGGUUG
Bacillus rossius redtenbacheri is the source of this 6378-nucleotide messenger RNA. RefSeq lists its product as uncharacterized. NCBI's taxonomy places the organism in Eukaryota, Metazoa, Arthropoda, Insecta, Phasmatodea, Bacillidae. The record is from RefSeq and is a predicted model, not a curated record. The coding region runs from base 3577 to 5868 and encodes 763 amino acids. The transcript is spliced from 2 exons.